GGUUUCCGCCCGCGGGCUAGGGGGCGGGCCUGAGCAUUGGUGAGAGUUUGGUAGUUGCGGUGGGGUGUGCGCGUACGCUGAAGCUCGGAAACAAGCUCCCAUCCCUUUGUUGGAAACCUUUAAGUCACAGGAUGAGUUUGCAGUGGACUGCAGUUGCCACCUUCCUCUACGCAGAGGUCUUUGCUGUGUUGCUUCUCUGCAUUCCCUUCAUUUCUCCCAAAAGAUGGCAGAAGAUUUUUAAAUCCCGGCUGGUCGAGUUGGUAGUGACCUACGGCAAUACUUUCUUUGUGGUUCUCAUCGUCAUCCUUGUACUGUUGGUUAUUGAUGCUGUACGCGAGAUCCGGAAAUACGAUGAUGUGACAGAAAAGGUGAACCUCCAGAACAAUCCAGGUGCCAUGGAGCACUUCCACAUGAAGCUUUUCCGUGCUCAGAGGAAUCUCUAUAUUGCUGGCUUUUCCUUGCUGCUAUCCUUCCUGCUUAGACGCCUGGUGACUCUCAUCUCCCAGCAGGCCACACUGCUGGCCUCCAAUGAAGCCUUUAAAAAGCAGGCAGAAAGUGCCAGCGAGGCAGCCAAGAAAUACAUGGAGGAGAAUGAUCAGCUAAAGAAGGGAGCUGCCGAGGAUGGAGGCAAGUUGGAUGUUGGGAAUACUGAAAUGAAGUUAGAGGAGAACAAGAGCCUGAAGAAUGACCUGAGGAAGCUAAAAGAUGAGCUGGCUAGCACCAAGAAAAAACUUGAGAAAGCUGAAAACGAGGCUCUGGCUAUGCAGAAGCAGUCUGAGGGCCUUACCAAAGAAUAUGACCGCCUGCUAGAAGAGCAUGCCAAACUGCAGGCAUCAGUACGUGGUCCCUCAGACAAGAAGGAGGAGUAAAGGCUUGGUUUUUUCCUGCCUGCCGCUGCCUUCUACCAGACCCAUGCUUACUGCUUCCUUGGAGCCCAGCCUAUCCCUCUGGUACUUGGGUUUAUUCCCUACUUCCCCAAUUUUCUUCCAUGGCUUAUAGAUCAUCAUUUUGGCACCAUUACACAUACUGCUCUUACACCAAAAGGGACCUGAUUGUUGUUUGUUUAUAGAAAGUACUUUUGCCACUGUUCUGCCUGGCCAGGGCACUUUCCACUCCUGGAAGUGUAGAAAAGCACUGGUGACCUGGCCUGCAGUUGAACCCCUUUUUAUUUUGCAAUGUAUCCUAAAGGAGGCUGCUGUUUUAUCCUGAGGGGAAUAAAUGUUGUUAUGUUAUAA
Mus pahari (shrew mouse) is the source of this 1235-nucleotide messenger RNA. RefSeq names its product B cell receptor associated protein 31 (gene Bcap31). The transcript is spliced from 8 exons. The coding region runs from base 132 to 869 and encodes 245 amino acids. Lineage: Eukaryota; Metazoa; Chordata; Mammalia; Rodentia; Muridae. Gene Ontology annotation, biological process: endoplasmic reticulum to Golgi vesicle-mediated transport; intracellular protein transport. Gene Ontology annotation, cellular component: endoplasmic reticulum; endoplasmic reticulum membrane. The record is from RefSeq and is a predicted model, not a curated record.